Messenger RNA from Chondrus crispus (carragheen), 858 nucleotides. RefSeq lists its product as hypothetical. The coding region runs from base 1 to 858 and encodes 285 amino acids. The transcript has a single exon. NCBI's taxonomy places the organism in Eukaryota, Rhodophyta, Florideophyceae, Gigartinales, Gigartinaceae. The record is from RefSeq and is a predicted model, not a curated record.
AUGUCCGACGAGAUCCCCAUCGACCCCAAGUUCCCCUCCUUCACCAUGGACUACGCUGACACAGCAGACCUGUCCGACAUCACCAACGUCCCCAACAGGCGCACACUACGCGACUCUGUUUAUCGCUCCCAGGUCCCCGCCCAGUUUGCACGAGCCAGCUUUUCCACCGUCGGCAAGGCCCCUGAUGAUACCUUUGACGAGUCCGUCCAAGGCCAUCCGCAGGACCCACACGUUGACAAGCCCUGGGACAAGAAGCUCGACUUUGCUAGCGUUGCAAAGGCCCCGGUCGCGCGCGGGGGCGACGAUGAGGACGACGACGCAGGCUUUGACGUCCCGGAUAGACUCACUAUGGGGCCAGGUGCUGCAGCUGCGAGGUUGGACCUGCAGCGAUGCACUAUUCGCGUGCAUCGCCAGCUUGUCGACCAGAUCAAGACCAAUAGCAUGAAGCCUGGAACGAUCGAUUCCUAUUCCAGCGCGGAGAACCGCGGCACGGUUGCGGAUGAACUCAGUCGCUGCCAGGGCGAAUUGUGGUUGAAGAGUCGCGUGCCGAUGAUGGGGUGGAAGAAGAGGUACGGAAGCAUUGUUGACCAUGCGUAUUUCGGACCGGUCUUGUUUCUAUUCAAGUAUGAUGCUAAAGGCAACGUGGCACUGCAUCAUUCCAUGAUGAUCGUGUUGGUGGACAGCCAUGUGAGGCUAGGGAAGAAUUCCACAACAAAGGACAAGGAUUAUCGCUGCGAGUUUGUUCUCAAGACCACCAAGAGAAGGUAUCUCAUUGCAGCAAAUCACACCAUGCGUAGGGAUUAUUGGCUCAGGAAUCUUGAAAGUAUUCAGCAACAGGCAUCGACAACCUAUGGAUGA